CAGCAGCACUAAACUGUUGCCCAUUCAUUAACUGGGUCACCCCGGGAAUUUCUUGGAGGACAGUUGAUCUUUGGUGUACCUGUCACAGUUUUCCCCUUUCACCUGUUUACCUGCCGUUGUUGUUGAGGAGAGGGCCGGAGUUUUGACAGAGGAACAAGUAUUGACCUAGCGAAGGCGGGGCCAAAGAAGAUAAAACAAGGAAUUUCCUGGUGAGCUACGACAACACAGGAAGAUGAAUGUGGGCGUUGCUCACAGCGAGGUGAACCCCAACACACGGGUGAUGAACAGCAGAGGGAUAUGGCUCACCUAUCUGCUGCUGACCGUCGUGUUGCACGUCAUCCUGCUCAGCAUCCCUUUCUUCACCGUGCCGCUCGUCUGGACGCUUACCAAUGUCAUCCACAAUCUGGUGAUGUACCUGUUUCUACACACAGUGAAGGGCACUCCCUUUGAAACACCAGACCAAGGCAAAGCACGUCUGCUCACACACUGGGAACAGAUGGAUUAUGGUGUCCAGUUUACAUCUUCACGCAAAUUCCUUACCAUCUCACCAAUUGUCUUUGUUUUGUCAAAGCCUCAGCGAGCCACUGGAGGUGAGCAAAAGGGCCACAUACAGCUCUGGAGCUACAGGUAUAUUCUUGCAAGUUUCUACACAAAAUACGAUCCUACACAUUUCCUCAUCAACACUUGCUCCCUCCUUAGUGUCCUCCUCCCAAAGCUGCCUCAAUUUCAUGGAGUACGGAUAUUUGGGAUCAACAAAUACUGACAGAACACUGGACUUCUACUUAUACUCUUUCUGCUUGAACUGUUUUAUAUUUAGAGGCCAGGGAGAAGGAACUUCAUGUAAAUGGUCUGAAUAUGUACAGAUUGUGUGGACUAUUAUGUGAAAUUUGCUUGCAGCCUGAUGAAAGUAAAUGCACUGCUGCUGUUUCGUCAGAGUAAAUGAUGACAUUUCUGAUGUAAAGGCCAGACAUGCUUGCUCUCGUCGUCAAGAAAGAGCAUAUUUCCAACUUCACUGUUUUCACAUGUAGCUUUUCUGUCCCUCUUUGAUUGUUGCCAUGAAUGUAAAUGAAUAUUUUUUGGUUCAUGUCCUGAAUGGCACUUGUAAGUUUUCUUUUCCUUGAUUUACUAUGAAGGAUUAACAUGCAGCACACAAUAAUAAACACUUUGCCAAGA
Molecule: messenger RNA, 1173 nt
Organism: Archocentrus centrarchus (flier cichlid)
Lineage: Eukaryota; Metazoa; Chordata; Actinopteri; Cichliformes; Cichlidae
Gene: ormdl2
Product: ORMDL sphingolipid biosynthesis regulator 2
Exons: 5
Coding region: 233-763 (176 amino acids)
Cellular component (GO): endoplasmic reticulum membrane
Source: RefSeq, a predicted model, not a curated record